AUGUUCUUGAUUUUUCAUGGGGAUGAACUGGAAGCGACAUUUGACGAGGUGAAUGUGGUAAAUGUGCUGGACAGCGAAGACACAACGAACUUGCGAUUAAUUGGUAGACCGGAUCUCGGCGUUACGUUUACCAAGAUAUACUGCUGGAGGCUCACGCAGUACACCAAAUGCGUCUUCUUAGACGCUGAUUGCCUUGUGUUGCAAAAUGCGGAUGAGCUGUUCGAGCACGAUGAGUUAUCAGCGGUGGCCGAUAUUGGCUGGCCGGACUGCUUCAAUUCUGGAGUUUUCGUAUACCAGCCAUCCGAGCAAACAUAUCUCAACAUUUUGAACUUCGCCAUGGAGAUUGGCUCGUUCGAUGGUGCUCGUUUACCAGUUAUUUCGAAAUUUCAAAUGCACUUUGUUUGUUUGUCUGUACUUUAA
This is a messenger RNA of Gongylonema pulchrum, 420 nucleotides long. The record is from the annotation of a GenBank genome assembly. Lineage: Eukaryota; Metazoa; Nematoda; Chromadorea; Rhabditida; Gongylonematidae.